Molecule: messenger RNA, 9910 nt
Organism: Pundamilia nyererei
Lineage: Eukaryota; Metazoa; Chordata; Actinopteri; Cichliformes; Cichlidae
Gene: dspb
Product: desmoplakin b
Exons: 27
Coding region: 203-8047 (2614 amino acids)
Biological process (GO): cell-cell adhesion; wound healing; skin development
Cellular component (GO): plasma membrane; cytoplasm; cytoskeleton
Molecular function (GO): structural molecule activity
Source: RefSeq, a predicted model, not a curated record
ACAGAGAGGUGUGGUCACAAGGCUCCAAAAACGGUCCCGUCCUGCUCUCGGUUUGCAGUCUGCACCGGAGGGACCAGGGCGGACAGAGUGGAGAGAGAGAGAGAGAGAGAGAGAGGGCGGCAACCUGUCAGGUUGUUUCCGUCCACUUAGUUUCGUCCAGUAACUUCUGUGGAGCCGCCGAGGCUGCAGUUCUCUGGUCACCAUGUCAGCGUACGGGUCUCAGCAGGCCCUGAACAUGCUCCGCGGGGCCAACUCCAGGGGAGAGUUGACUGGAGAAUCCACCUACCAGUACGCACGGAGCGACGGCUUCCACGGAGGGGGUAACGGAUACGACCAGUACGGACACGACGGACACAAAACCUUCACCUAUUCAAAGUCCGUGAAGGGAGGUGGGAUGGCGAGCGGAAUGGCGAGCAGCAUGAGAGCCGGAACCACGAGAGGAAUGACGUGGCGUGGGGCCAGCAUGGGAGGGGGGGCGAUGAGCGGCGCCGGCGGGGGGGCGAUCAGCGGAAUGGGUGGCUCUACACUUACUUCUAUCAACCAGAAGGCCGCUAUCCUGCAGAGCCAGUGCAACGAGUACCUGCAGAAAGCCGAGUACUACAUUCAAGCUGGUGGAAACCCGAGUGAGGCCGAGUACUUCAUGGGGAUGGCCAAAGAGGCCAUUCAAAAUCUGAAGAGCUGCGGGGCCGACCUGAGGCAGAUGGGACAGCCUAAUGAGAACGUAAUGAGAAGUGUGGAGAUGUACAAUAGCCAGCUGAAGGGGGUCCACAUGGCCAUCUCAGGCACCACGCAGAGAAGGAAGAGCACCAAGGGGGGCUCCGUUGGCUGGGAGGAACCUGGAAGGAGCUAUCAUGAUGCUAUUGGCUGGAUUGCACAGCAAAAGCGUCUGAUUGAAACAGCUUCAUGGGGAGACGAUCCUGCAGCCAUCGAGCAGCAGCUCAUGAGCCACCAGAGGUUUCACAGCUCCAUCCAGAGGAGCGUCGAGUUCGAUCGAGCCAGAGAUGACCUGAUGAAGACAGGAGACAAAGCCAAUCUUAAGGCUCUGGAUCAGGAAUGGGACAAUCUCCAGAAAAAGUCCCAUGAUCGGACCCAGCAGCUGCGAGAGUUCCAGCAGAUCAUUCAGGAAAUAUCCAAAGAGAUCAUGUGGGUGAAUGAGAAGGAGGAAGAGGAACUGAUGUUUGACUGGGGAGACAAGAACAUUGACCAGUAUAUCCCCAGAAAGCAGGAGAGCUACUCGAAACUGAUGAGUGCCCUGGAAGUAAAAGAAAAGGAUCUGAAUAGGCUGAAGGCCAAAGUGGACAACCUCCUGAAGAAUGACCACCCUGCAUCGGACAAGAUCGAGGCUUAUAGUGACACCCUGCAGACUCAGUGGAGCUGGCUCCUUCAAAUAACAAAAUGCAUCGACACUCACCUGAAGGAGAAUUUAGCGUACAGCCAGUUUUUCAAGGAGGCCAACGAGACGUACAGUGCUCUGCAGAAGGAACACGAGACGGUUCGUAAGAAUUUCAUCUGCGACAAGAACACUUCUCUGGAGACCCUGCAGGAGCUCCUCAGAAACCUGGAGAGGGAAAAGGAGAAGAUUGUGGAAAAUAGGAGGCAGGUUAAACACCUGGUCAGCAAGUCCAAGGAGAUCGUGAGACUGAAACCCAGAAACCCUGAAGAGAAGAACACCAGCGGCGUCAUUGUCAAGGCUCUGUGCGACUUCAAGCAGGACCAGAAGGUGAUCCUUAAGGGCAAUGAGGCUAUCCUAAAGGACAACAACCAGCGCAGUAAGUGGCUGGUGACUGGCCCGGGGGGUCUGGAUAUGUUGGUGCCCUCUGUGUGCCUGAUUGUACCGCCACCUAAUCCAAUCAGCAUCAGUCUCGCCAACAAAAACGAGCAGUACUACGAAGCAAUCCUGUCAAUCUGGAGCCAGCUUUAUAUCAACGUCAAGAGUCUCAUCUCCUGGCAGUACUGCGUCAUGGAUAUCCAACGCAUCAACUCCCUCACCAUCUCCAUGUUGGCCAAGAUGCGCCCAGAGGAGUACCGGAAAAUGAUCAAGAGCAUGGAGACUCACUAUGAUGAGUUUAUAGUGAACAGUGUAAAUUCCCAGAUGUUUGCUGAUGAGGACAAGAGGAGCAUAGAGAACCAGGUCAAUGAUGCCCAGACCCACUAUGAACAGCUAGUGGUGCAGAUACCUACUUACAUUGUCCAGCAGGAACAAUUACAGCAAACAUCUGGGCAACAACACCAGCUGAUUAUAUUACAGCAGCAGCAAGUACAAGCUGCUGCUGCAGAAGACGCAAGGAGGCUUGAAGAAGAGGCCAGGAUGCGCCAAGAAGAGGCCUGGAGGCUUGAAGAAGAGGCCAGGAUGCGCCAAGAGGAGGCCAGGAGGCUUGAAGAAGAAAGACGGAGAGCAGAGCUCAGAAGACAGGCCGAGAAGAAAGCAGAGGCAAAGAAAGAGGUGGUGAAGAAGGAAGUGAUAAAAGUGACCAAGACGGACGCAGGAAAGAGGAAGGUAUCCACAUCAUCAUCAUCAUCAUCAUCAUCAUCUCACAGCUUAUUAGAGCUGCACUCGCUCAGAUUGAGGCUGGAGGCCGCUGAAGACAUGCUGAGUCAGCACAUCCAUGUCUGCUUCGGAGACAACUGCGUGCAGGACUGUAGCCUCAAGAUCUCUCAGUUAGAGACUGUGCAGCGUGAUGUGGACUCGAUGCGUGCUGAGUACUUACUUUUGAAGGAGCGCAUUCUAAACGAGCUGGAAAGCGUGAAUGAUUUAGACAAAGCUCAGUUCCUCCGCAGCGAGAUUGGAGUGAUUAACCAAAGACUGGGCAGCCUGGAGAGCAGCUCAUCAGCUUAUGUUCAGCGGCUACGAGCUCUAAGGGACAUGCUGGAGAGUGUGGCACGAGCCGAGGACAUUGUGAAAGUUUAUGAAGCAAGAAUGACAGAAAAGGAGACCACUUCUCUGUCUCCUGAGGAAGUGGAGGAAUAUAUGUCGACUCUGAAGAACAUCAAAGCAGAGCUGGAUCAGAAGAAAGGUAUUCUAAAUGCUAUGGAGGCAGAGUUGUCCAAGGCGAGCCACUGGAACGGCCAGGUGGGCGGAUCCUCCCACAGGUGUGACCUGAUGCUAACAAAAUACACAGAAGAUGUGAACAUGCUGUCAGACCGCUGGAGACGAAUCCAAUUACAGCUCGAUACGAGAAUGCAGGACCUUCGAUCAUAUCUGCCUCAGCUGCAACACUACAAGCAAACCAGCACUUCCAUUCUUGAAUGGAUUGAAGCCACUCGCAGAAAACAGGUGGCUCUACAGGCCACCAAGAUAGAAAAUGUUCAAGCACUGGAAGACCUCAUUAACAACCAGAAGGCUCUGAAUGCAGAAAUCAAGGUGAGGAGGGAGACAGUAGAUAGUGUGCUGAAGGACAAUGAAGCCUGUGUGAACGCUAUCAAGGACUAUGAAACAGACCUUGCAGCUUACACCUCUGGUUUAGAAACUUUGCUCAACAUCCCAGUGAAGAGGACAAUGCUGAAGUCGCCGUCAGUGGAUCUCAAUCAUGAAGCUACCCAACUGCAGACUCGAUAUAUGGAGUUGCUUACCCUUUCUGACGACUACUACAGAUUUCUAGGAGAUUUGCUCAGAAACAUGGAGGAGCUCAAGAUUCGUAACACAAGGAUUGACCUGUUAGAAGAAGAACUUCGCCUUCUGAGAGACGAUAUGAGAGACCGCAACGCCAAGAACAAAUCACUGGAAGAUGCUCUUGCUCAGUACCAACGGGAGCUGAACCAGUCAAAAGAACAGUUGCUGUCAAUGGAGGAGGUGAAACAAACUGCAUCGUUGCAGUGCAGUGCCACCAAGGAGAACCUAGAUAACACACAGAGCCAGCUGGCAGGCCUCAGAGAUCAGGUGGAACGUCUCAACUACUUGCUGGAUGAAGAAAAGAGGAAGAGGAAGCUAGCAGAAGAGCGCUACACUCAGCAGCAAGAAGAGUAUGAAGCAGUGCUGAGAAAGAGGCAGAACGAGCUGGAGACAGUCAGUUGGUCCAAGGUGGAGGUGGAGAAGACUUUGUCAAAUAAAGAGCUUGAGAUUGAACAGCUCCGGCGACAGCUUGCUGACGAGACAGCAAGGUUCAUGGAGCUGCAGAAGGAGAUAUCAAAGGUAAGGAGCCAAUACAGUACGGAGAUCAAUAACUUAAAGCUCAGCUACGAAUCUCAGAUCCACGUCAGCCAUGCAGACAUGCAAAGGCUGGCAGCUGAGAGGGACGAGGAUACAGUGGAGCUCCAGCUGCAGUAUGACAGGAUGGAGGCAGAGAGGAGGAAUCUCGAGGAGGAGCUACGGAGACUCCGAAUAUCUAUCAGCCAGGUUGAGGAACAAAGGAAGGCAGCAGAUGAGGAAGCUCACACUCAGCGGGCUGUAAUCAUCGAGGAAGGCCGCAAGAGAAGAGAAUUGGAAAGUCAGGUGGAACUGUUGAUGAGGCAGAGAGACGAGCAAAGUAGCCAGUAUAGAGCAGAGCUGGCUGAGGUUAGGAAGGACCUGCAGGAGACGAGUGACCGACUGGCUUAUGUCACACACAGUCUAGAGGAGGAGACCCGCAGAAGACAAACUGCGGAAGAAGGUCAGGGUGUGCUUGAACAGACUCUGUCCCAGCUGCAAGUGAAGCUAACUAAUUCAUCAGUGGCUGUAACCCAGGGGCGGGAGUACAAGGAGGAGCUUCAGAAACUGCGAUUGGAGCUGGAGAGAGAAAGCAGGGAGCGAAGCAGAGUUGAGCAAAAUAUGAGAAGCUUACAGGGACGCAUCAAGGACCUCCAAGCUGUAAGAGAUGGACUUGAGAGCCAGGUGGAGAAUUUGCGGCAAGCUAACCAAGAAGAAGUAGCCAGAAGAAGGCAGAUCGAGUCAGAGCUAGAGAAGACCAAUAUGACCCUGGCAGAACACAGCAGCACUAUCGUUGCACUACGCCAAAGCCAAGAACAAGCCAGCAAUUCCGAAAAGAGAGGUGAAGAAGAGCGUCUUCAGUUGCAGGAGGAGCUAGAGAAAAGCUUGAGACAGAACAAGACCUCUGCAGAGCACAUCACACAGCUGAGCUCUGACCUGAAAGCCCUUCAGCAGCAGCUGCUUGAGGAGCAGCUCAAAGUCAAAGAGGCAAACCUCAGGAAUGAAGGUCUUUAUAAAUCUAUAGAGGAGAAAAGCAAGAUACUGAAUGCGAACUCAGUUGAGCUUCAAAGGCUGAAGGAGCUGACAGAAGCUCAGACCAAAGAGAGGCUGAGACUGGAUGAGGAGCUAAGGACAACACGACAUGAGAAAGAUGAACUCUUGAGGGCCAAACAGGGAAGUGAUGAUGAGCUCUCCUCGCAGAUUACUGCGCUGGAGCUGCAGCUACAGGCCAGUGAGCGCAGUAAUUUAGACUACCGCAACCUGGUCUCCGAGCUCUCCUCUGAGAGGGAGAAACUCAAAGUGGAGACUGAGAAAAUACAAACGCAGGCCACCGAGAUAAGAGCCACCAUGCAAUCCCUUCAGUCCCAGUAUAAUGAAAUUGUAACCGAGAGAGACACUCUGUUGCUGAAAUUGCAGUUGUCAGAAAAGGACAAAGACCACAUCUUAAGACUAGAGGAGGAACUCAGCCGCAUUAAACUGUCCUUAGAAUCUGAGUAUCGCAAUAAGCAGCGUCUACAGGAGGAGAACGAAAGAGUGAAGAGGGAUUUAAGUCACUGGAAGGACCAGUGUGAUAGCAAACAUGGCCUGAUUAGGCAGUAUGAGACAGACAAGGAUAUUUCGGAGAGGGAAAAGAAAUCUUUGAAAAGUGAGAUAGAAAGGCUGAUGAGAGAGUUACGUGAGCUUGAAGAGUCAUAUAAAAUUAAACUGUCAGCCACCCAGAAAGAAUUACAUGAGGUCACCAUUGUCAGAAAGAACAUAGAAACUGAACUGAAGACUGCCAGAGAACCCCCAACCUUGGAUCCUUCCACUCUGAUUUUUGAUGGAGUCCGUAAGACAGUGACAGCAGACCAGUUGCUCAAUUGUGGUGUUUUGGAUAAACAAACAUGUAACCAGCUGGUGAAGGGACAUAGGACUGUCCCUGAAGUGUCUGUUGACAAAAAAGUCAAUUUAAAAGGUACAGGCCCAAUAGCCGGGGUGGUAGUUGAAGGUCUAAAAGGUCCAGGCUCCAUUUCUGGACCUCAGUUUGCAAAACUGACUUUCACUGAAGCCAAGAAUGAAAAUCUCCUCCCAGCAGAUGCCAUCAAUUUGCUUCUGGAUGCUCAAGCCGCUACAGGACACAUAAUUGACCCCAGAACUAAUCAAAAGUUGACAGUUGAAGAAGCAUGUAAUCAUGGUGUGAUUGAUGAUAAGGACAGAGAGAGGUUGCUAGCAGCAGAAGCUGCAGCUGUAGGGUAUAAUGGACCUGGGACAAAUAAACCUCUUUCAGUAUUUCAGGCCAUGAAGAUGGGACUAAUUGACAGAAACACAACACUGCGUCUUUUACAAGCUCAGGAGUCUGUGGGGGGCAUUCUAGAUCCAGUACUCAGUGUGUUCCUUCCCAAAGACACAGCCAUUGAGCGUGGCCUAAUUGAUGACAACUUAUGCCGUGCUUUGAGUCAAAGACCUGAGCUCUACCUGGACCCAGAAAACGAGGACGGUGUAAGUUAUAUGUCAAUGAAGAGAAGAUGUAAGGUAGAACCACACACGGGCCUUCUUCUUCUUCCUGUCACUGAGAAGAUAGAUCCCUCCAAACUUAUUUUUGAUGGUGUUCGAAAACCUGUCACAGCCAAGCAGCUGCUGGAUUGCAGUGUCCUGGACAAGCCAACAUUUAAAGAUCUAGAAAAGGGGAAGAAAACCAUCCCAGAAGUGUCUGUUGAUAAAAAUGUCAAUCUGAAGGGGACUGGGCCAAUUGCUGGGGUGGUAGCUGGGAAGCAAGGCAAAAUGUCCUUGUCAGAAGCCAAGAGACAAAUGUUGCUACCUGAGGAUACUGCAGAUUUGCUACUAGAAGCGCAGGCUGCAACUGGUCAUAUAAUUGACCCUCAAACAAAUCAGAAGUUGACUGUAGAAGAGGCAUGCACCAGAGGAGUAGUGGAUAUAAGAGAUAGAGACAAAUUAUUGGCAGCUGAGGCCGCUGCUGUUGGCUACAAGGAUCCUAAAGUUGCCAAUCCUCUCUCAGUGUUUGAGGCCAUGAAGAAAGGAUUGAUUGACAAUAAGACUGCACUGCGUCUACUGCAGGCCCAAGAAUCAGUGGGAGGAAUUCUAGAUCCCAAUCUCAGUGUGUUCCUGCCUAAAGACACAGCUAUUAAGCGCAACCUUUUAGAUGAAAACCUUCGCCAUGCUCUGAAACAAGAUCCUGAAUGUUACAUUGACCCGGAAACUGAGCAUGAUGCCAGCUAUGAGACUUUGAAAAAAAGAUGCAAGAUAGAGCCUCAUACUGGUCUGCUACUUUUGCCAGUCUCAGAGAAACUAGAUCCUACUAAACUGGUCUUUGAUGGUGUACGUAAACCAGUAACAGCAAAGGACUUGCUUGAUUGUGGGGUGCUGGACAAACCAACAUUUAACCAACUACUGAAGGGGGAGAAGACUGUCCCAGAGGUGUCUGCAGACAAGAAGAUCUCUCUAAAGGGGACAGGAGUGAUUGCUGGUGUGGUGGCUGGACCUUUAGGGAAACUGUCUUUAUCAGAGGCCAAGAAACAGAUGCUCAUGGCGUUAGACAGUGUAGAUUUACUACUGGAGGCCCAGCCAAAGAGCCUGGAGCAUUAUCUGAGUCAGGAGGAACCUCGACUGCUAAACCAUCUGAAGAACAGCGGAGCCCUGCAUCAGCUACCCUACAACCUCUGGUUCAGAUGCUGCUUUGCUGGCUGCUUGCCUGAAUCCAGUCUGCAAAGGGUGUGGGACAAGGUGAUCAGUGGCUCGUGUAAGAUCCUGGUAUUUGUGGCCCUGGAGAUCCUGCUCAGCUACAAAAUUAUUUUGAUGGGCAUCAACCGGCCAGAGGGCAUGGUCAAAUUCUUGUGCAAUAUACCGCAGGAGAACACAGAUGCCAUUGUCACUAAAGCCAUUGAUUUGUGGCAUAAGUACUCCGGCACCCUGAUCCAUGCUAUAUAGCAACACGGAGCCAGACAAGGAAAAUAUCUGGAACCAGAAGUAAUCUUCUUUCCUGAAAUCCACCUGGACUCGCAAUGCUUCACUAAGACACUGCGGCACUCGCCGUCCACGGGGCUUUGUCUCUGCGUAACUGAACUGAACUGAAAACUCAUCAUGGCUGCUUUUGAUAAACCAUGGGGACCCUUUUCAUACUGUUGAUUUUCCAGGUUUCCCCUGCGACUCUGGCAAACCAUUCUGGUGAAAGAGACUUGAGUUGGUGGUGGGUUGGGGGAAAAAAAACAGACGAGGCUGUAACUUAUUAUUUUUUUAAUAAGUUUCUUUCUUUAAGAAACUGCAUACAUCAUAGAAGACUCACAAUAAAUUAAUACCCACAUGCAGGUCUUUCUGCUUUACAAAAGAACAUUUGAAAAUCCUUUUAAUUUAUGUACAUCCUCUUAGAAUUCUGAGAAGAGUUUUCUCAAAACAUUUUUUAAACGCGUACAAGUGACAGUAAUAUUACUGACUCUUGCAUACGCACACACUCAGAUACACAAUCAUAACCCACGCAGCUUGUUCUCACCAAUAACAUGGUAAAAACCUCCAAUUCAUGGACCCAAUCUUAAGUGUAAACCAUUAAAAAGGGAGAGAAAAAAAGGCAAAUAGUAAGGUGGCAGGAUUGACACGUUUCGUACCAAAAAGGCUCAUGUCAGACAAUAAAAGGUGAAAUGCAAACACAGUCCUUCUUGUAAUUCAGCAGAGAGCUCAGUAACAUUUUACUGUGUCUACAGAUAAUAUUCUGUAUCAAAUAAACAAGGUUAUUUGGCAACUUUGAAAUCCCUGUAAACACGCCUGUAGGCACAGUGACACAGUGGGUUACUGAACUCUUGAUACUCGUCACUCCAGAAUUCUCCAUUCAAGGUGACGGCUUUCACAACAGGUCAAGUUGCUUUGGUUUAAAAUGGGAAUCUGAAGUUUGAAAAGUGUUUGAACACUCGAAUGCAGCCCACAACUAGAUUGAUGUAAAAGAGAGAAUCUGACAUUAUUGCUCAGUGGAUUGAUGUGAAAGUGUUUGGAGACAGGAAUUUCCUUUUGUUGUAGAGAGCACUCUUGGACUUUGAUUAGAAUUUUAGGGCAAUUUGGCUUAAGCUUCAGCUGCCUGCAAUAGUACACACUUGUGGAAUGUUUUCAUGCCUCUGGCAAAGAGAAAUGAUUACUGAGAUGUCAUACGUGGAGUAAAAUCAAGCUAACACAAGCAUACUCAAAGGAAAAAUUCUGCCCGAUGAAAAUAUGGUACAGGCAUGAAAACAGUGAGAGUGAAAUAAAGACCCUGUGUUUCAUCUUUUACCGUCCCCAUCCUGUAAAAUUGGCACAGAUUCUGUGUUGGACCUCCAGGAGCCUUGUUUAAAAAAAGAAAAGAAAAAAGAAGUGCUGCAAAGUAAAGAUAUCACCAUCUCUUCAUCAUAAAAAAAAUACAAUUAAAAGCUUUUGAAUAUCAAGAAGUCACCAAAAUCUCCACAGAGGGGAGACAGUCGUUGAUCCGUCCAUCUCAGUGUUUUUCUCCCGUUUCCUGUAAUGGCUCAAACUUGUGUGAUGAAGCCAGUUCGAAGUUGAUGUUGGAAAUCUGUAGCAGUCUGAACACUUGAGACUUUAAGGGAUUUUAAAAACAUGGCUGAGGUCUCUGAGCCGACUUACGGCCUGUGAAACCUGUAGGAAGAAACCAGGAAGAGAAAAUGAGCAUGUUUGAAGAAAUGUUCUUUAUUCUGACACAAUGAAAUUAUCUAAAAGGAGACAAAGCAGUCAGAACAUCCUCAUCUGACCUCCAGCAUCAACGAGGCCUUUUCUUCCAGAGCACUGCUGCUCACUGGAUAUUUUCGCUUUCUCAGA